AUGGAACACGCCGUAAGGAGCUCCAAUGGGCCUGCGAAACUCAGUCCUCCCGCGAAGCAGUCACCGACUAACAUCCCACUUUCCGUAACACAGGACGUCGUCCCCUCCCUUGCGACCAUCCAGGACCUCCUCUCCCAACCGCAACAGAGCGCCAAGAAGGCCAACCUCGUCCCCGUCUAUGGCCAGAUCUCCGCCGACCUGAUCACCCCGUCGGCCGCCUACCUCAAGGUCUCGUCGCACUCCAAAUCCGACUUCUCCUGCCUCUUCGAGAGCGCCGCCACCGAGCGAGUCGGCCGGUACAGCUUCGUCGCCUCGGGGCCCCGCAAGAUCAUAAAGACUGGAGAGGGCCAUGGCGAGUCGGUCGACCCGCUUCCCGGUCUGGAGAAGGAGCUCGCGCAGUACACCGUGCUCGAGGUGCCCGGCCUGAAGCUGCCUCCUCUCAGCGGUGGUGCCGUCGGCUAUGUGGGCUACGACUGCGUGCGCUACUUCGAGCCCAAGACGGCGAGGCCGAUGAAGGAUGUCUUGAAGAUCCCAGAGUCGCUCUUCAUGCUGUUCGACACCAUAGUGGCGUUUGAUAGGUUCUACGGCGUCAUCAAGGUCGUCACAUACAUCCCCGUCGCCGAUAGCUUGGACGCCUUGCCUGCGGAGUACGAAAAGGCCACACAAAGGAUUGCAGAGCUGAUCGACGUGCUCAACUCGCCCGAGAUACCAAUUCCCGUCCAGGGCCCCAUAAAGCUAGGUAAUGAGGCGACGUCGAACAUUGGGCGCGAGGGCUACGAGAACCAUGUCACGACGCUCAAGAAGCACAUUGUGAAGGGCGACAUCAUCCAAGCCGUGCCGUCACAGCGGUUCGCAAGGCCGACGAGCCUGCACCCUUUCAACAUCUACCGUCACCUACGCACGGUCAACCCUUCCCCAUACCUGUUCUACAUUGAUUGCAAAGACUUCCAGAUCAUUGGGGCAUCGCCGGAGCUGCUCGUCAAGGAGGAGGAGGGUCGCAUUAUCACCCACCCUAUCGCCGGUACGGUCAAGCGUGGCAAGACGCCCGAGGAGGAUGAGAAGCUGGCGACCGAACUGCGCAACUCACUGAAGGACCGGGCCGAGCACGUUAUGCUGGUCGACCUGGCACGGAACGAUGUGAACCGAGUGUGCGACCCCCUGACCACUAGGGUAGACCGACUCAUGGUCGUCGAGAAGUUCAGUCACGUGCAACACCUGGUCUCACAGGUGUCUGGUGUGCUGCGGCCAGGCCAGACCAGGUUCGAUGCUUUCAGAUCCAUCUUCCCUGCCGGCACAGUCUCCGGCGCGCCCAAGGUGAAGGCGAUGGAGCUGAUUGCCGAGCUCGAGAAGGAGAAGCGAGGUAUCUACGCCGGUGCGGUUGGUUACUUUGGCUACGGCUCAGUGGACGUCGAGGGCAAGGAGGCAGAAGGCGCCAUGGACACCUGCAUUGCUCUUAGGACAAUGCUGUACAAGGACGAGGUGGCUUACCUCCAAGCCGGAGGCGGCAUUGUGUUCGACUCGGAUGAGUACGAUGAGUGGAUGGAGACUAUCAACAAGCUUGGCGCCAACACCACGACGCUCAAGUCGGCGGAGCUGUUAUACGCCAAGCGCCAGAAGUAG
Molecule: messenger RNA, 1620 nt
Organism: Neoarthrinium moseri
Lineage: Eukaryota; Fungi; Ascomycota; Sordariomycetes; Amphisphaeriales; Apiosporaceae
Exons: 2
Coding region: 1-1620 (539 amino acids)
Biological process (GO): L-tryptophan biosynthetic process
Molecular function (GO): anthranilate synthase activity
Source: RefSeq, a predicted model, not a curated record